Molecule: messenger RNA, 1509 nt
Organism: Juglans microcarpa x Juglans regia
Lineage: Eukaryota; Viridiplantae; Streptophyta; Magnoliopsida; Fagales; Juglandaceae
Product: aldehyde dehydrogenase family 2 member C4-like
Exons: 9
Coding region: 1-1509 (502 amino acids)
Molecular function (GO): aldehyde dehydrogenase (NAD+) activity
Source: RefSeq, a predicted model, not a curated record
AUGGGGAGUCGCUGCGAUGACAGCUCGGCCUCUUUCGUGAAGAACCCGACGAUUAAGUUCACCAAGCUGUUCAUCAACGGAGAAUUCGUUGAUUCCGUUUCAGGAAAAACGUUCGAGACGAUAGAUCCAAGAACAAGAGAAGUGACAGCGAGAAUUGCAGAAGGAGACAAGGAAGAUGUUGAGUUGGCGGUGAAGGCUGCACGUCAGGCUUUUGACCAUGGUCCAUGGCCUCGCUUGCCCGGCUCUGAGAGAGGAAGGAUAAUGAUGAAAUUCGCUGACUUGCUUGAAGAAAAUGCAGAAGAAUUAGCUGCCCUGGAUACCAUUGACUGUGGGAAGUUGUUCAGUGUUGGUAAAGCGAUGGACAUACCAUAUGCAGCAAACACCCUCCGUUACUAUGCGGGUGCAGCUGAUAAAGUUCAUGGAGAAGUGCUGAAGAUGUCGCGUGAACUUCAUGGAUAUACUUUGCUAGAACCUAUUGGUGUCGUGGGGCACAUUAUCCCUUGGAAUCACCCUAUCUUCUUGUUCUUCAUGAAGGUUAGUCCCACUUUAGCUGCUGGGUGCACUAUGGUCGUCAAGCCUGCUGAACAAACUCCUCUAUCGGCACUCUACUAUGCUCAUCUUGCUAAGCUGGCUGGCAUCCCUGAAGGAGUGCUCAAUGUUAUAACUGGAUUUGGACCGACUGCAGGGGCUGCAAUAAGCUCUCACAUGGACAUUGAUGCGGUCAGUUUCACUGGCUCCACAGAAAUAGGCCGCAAGGUAAUGCAGGCCGCAGCAGAAAGCAAUUUAAAAGUGGUUUCUCUUGAAUUAGGAGGCAAGUCACCCCUUCUUAUUUUUGAUGAUGCUGAUGUAGAUAUGGCCGCCCAGCUAGCUAUCUUUGGCAUCAUGUUCAAUAAGGGUGAAGCAUGUGUUGCCAGUUCUCGUGUUUAUGUUCAAGAAGGAAUAUAUGACGAGUUUGUGAAGAAACUAGUGGAAAAGGCAAAAGCUUGGGUAGUUGGGGAUCCUUUUGAUCCUAAAGCUCAACAAGGACCCCAGGUCGAUUUGAAGCAAUUUGAAAAAAUCCUUUCAUACAUUGAGCAUGGCAAGAGAGAAGGAGCGACCCUUUUAACAGGGGGCAAGCCCGUGGCUGAUCAGAAGGGAUAUUACAUUGAGCCAACAAUUUUUGCUGACGUAAAGGAAGAAAUGCUUAUAGCUAAGGAUGAAAUAUUUGGACCAGUUAUGGCCCUUGCGAAAUUUAAAACAAUCGAGGAGGGGAUUAAGAGGGCGAAUAGCACUAGAUAUGGCCUAGCGGCAGGCAUCGUGACCAAGGACUUGAAUGUGGCUAACACCGUCUCGAGAUCAGUCCGUGCAGGCACCAUCUGGAUUAAUUGCUAUUUUGCUCUCGACAUUGACUGCCCUUUUGGAGGGUAUAAGAUGAGUGGUUUUGGAAAAGAUUUUGGAUUGGAAGCCCUUCACAAAUAUCUUCAAGUUAAAUCUGUUGUAACUCCCCUUUAUAAUACUCCUUGGCUUUGA